Rhizoctonia solani is the source of this 741-nucleotide messenger RNA. Its product is annotated as methyltransferase domain protein. Bases 1 to 741 code for a protein of 246 amino acids. Gene Ontology annotation, molecular function: S-adenosylmethionine-dependent methyltransferase activity. The transcript has 6 exons. Lineage: Eukaryota; Fungi; Basidiomycota; Agaricomycetes; Cantharellales; Ceratobasidiaceae. The record is from RefSeq and is a predicted model, not a curated record.
AUGGCGACGCCUUACUACGAUGAGGAGACAGAGGGCAAUGUCUACCAUACAAUAUCUAGUUCGAGCACGGCGCGGACGACGAGUACUAUUACCUCGGACCAGCUCAGUGACUUUUUUCGUGAAUCGCGUGGGCGCUUGUAUCCACUGGACGAGAAUCUUCCCAUGACUUAUCCCGUUGAUGAUGUGGAAGUUCUCAGGCACAAGAUGCAGCACCAAUGCUUAAAGGCUCUUGUGCAUGGACGGAUCAAGACCACGGAUAUUGGACAUAAGAACAUGCGAUGGCAGCUGGGCUCAGAAAUGGCAGAAGAAUUCCCCCAUUGCGAUGUAGUUAGCGUGGACAUUGCACCAAUAGUUACGCAUACACCGAGGGCAAACCUCACAUUCGAGGUGUAUGAUUUGUAUGCUGGCGUCGCGGAGCCCGACGAGUCGUUCGACUAUAUCUCGUGCAGGCAUGUACAAACUCAUGUAAAGGAAUACGAUAGACUUGUAUUUGACCUAUAUCGGGUCCUACGCCCAGGACUGGUUAGCAUAUGCGAAGUUGAAAACUACCUCUACGAGACCGAUCAACCACCGUACAAUAACCUAGCAUAUCGUGCUCAUCCAGAACUUUGUAAAGGCCUCGACCUCGUGCGAGUUGCUAUGGAGAAGCAAGGAGUUGAUCUUUCAGCUAUAUACCAAAUCCCUGACUGGCUACGACCAAACUCUGAAUUCUGGACACAAAUGGGUGUAAAAUAUCAGUAA